Molecule: messenger RNA, 1731 nt
Organism: Cryptosporidium ubiquitum
Lineage: Eukaryota; Apicomplexa; Conoidasida; Eucoccidiorida; Cryptosporidiidae
Product: thiamine pyrophosphate N-terminal TPP binding domain-containing protein
Exons: 1
Coding region: 1-1731 (576 amino acids)
Molecular function (GO): magnesium ion binding; carboxy-lyase activity; thiamine pyrophosphate binding
Source: RefSeq, a predicted model, not a curated record
AUGAAUUCGAUUGCAGAAAACUCAAGUAAUGAAAUGGUAAAUGUUGCUGAGUACUUGUGUAUCCGGUUAAAAGAGUUAGGAUGCGAUCAUAUUUUUGGAGUACCUGGAGACUAUGCACUCUCGUUUUUAAAUGUUGUAAUGGAUAGUGAAAUAAAGUACAUUGGAACAUGCAAUGAACUUAACGCAGGUUAUGCUGCCGAUUCAUAUGCAAGAGUCAAAGGUAUUGGGGCAUUGUCUACAACAUUCGUAGUUGGUGAGCUAAGUGCAAUUAAUGCCACCGCAGGAUCAUUUGCAGAAGAUGUUCCAGUAGUUCAUAUUUGUUCUGCACCAAUAACGAAGCACCACAAAAAUGGCACCUUAUUGCACCACACGUUAUUUGAUUAUUCUAAGACAUUAAAAAUGUUUGAGCAGGUGACUGCAUUAGCAGUGAAAGUUGCAGAUAAAGAAACAGCUGCCGAAACUAUUGAUAAUGCUUUACUUAAAUGCAUUACAUUAAGUAAGCCAGUAUAUAUAUGCUUAUGUGCAGAUUUAGUUAAUGAAUAUAUUAAAAGACCAGAGAAUCCAUUAAAGAAACCGAGGUCUAGAAGUAACGUUUCUGAAUUAGACCUUUUUAUGAAGAAAGCUGUUCAAUUGAUAAAAAACGCAAAACAGCCUGUUUUCAUAUUAGGAUACGAAUUAUUAAGAGCUCAUUCUACAGAAUCAAUGAAUGAAUUAUUAAAAAUAUCUAAAAUUCCAUUUUCAACAAUGAUAAUGGGGAAAACAGCCAUUGACGAGCAACAUCCUCAAUAUAUGGGCAUAUAUUUAGGUAAGAAGGGCAAUUCACAUAUAACACAAUAUUUAGAAGAAAGUGAUUGUUUAAUAAUGCUUGGAGAAAAAAUGAUGGACUUUAAUACGGGUUUCUUUUCUGAAAAAUUACCUAAACAUUGUAUGGUGUACAACCAUUUGGGAAAAUCUAAAGUUGGAGAAAACGAAUUUAAAGAUGUUUAUGUUGAAGAUAUCGUUCAGAGAAUGAUAGAUUUGUACAAAACAGGAGAGCUUAAACAAUAUAAUUUCCCAGGUUCGACACCACCUUAUCCUCAGGCAAUGCACUUAUUCACUCAUAGGAAAAACAAGGGUUUAGGCCUGGAACCGGCAAGAAAUCUCACAAUUAACAGAAUGUUUGAUAUAGUAGCAUCUUCUUUACCUGACUCAGUAAAUGUUCUUACAGAAACAGGUAUUUCUCUAUUCAGUGGACUGGAGCUGAUGCUAACGAAGGACUCUCAAUUUUUUGGGCAGAGUUUUUUUGGAUCUAUAGGAUAUUCAGUUGGAGCAACUCUUGGACUGUGCAUAGCAAGCAAGAAACGAGUGUUUUCUUUCAUUGGGGAUGGAAGUCUGCAAGUAACAGUUCAAGAUUUAUCCACAAUUUUUAGAAACUGUCUGAACCCUGUAAUUAUAAUUAUUAAUAAUGAUGGGUAUACCAUAGAACGUGUGAUUUGUGACGAUUCAUACAACAAUAUUGCAAGUUGGAAAUAUUCUAAAUUGCCAAAAGUCUUUGGCUUCCCAAAUGUUCCAUCAUUCAUUUGCAAAACUGAAGGUGAAUUUGACAAAUCUUUGAAAUUUGCUAUAGAAAAUCCAGAGAAUGCUUGUAUAAUCGAAGUCCUUUUCGAAAGAUGGGAUUGUAACAUCAUUCUUAAAGAAAUGGGGAAGGAAAUGGCAAAUAAUAGCCAAAUUAUUGAACAUAAAAAGAAAUGA